GCUUUCAAUCACCAUUAUAUAAACCCCACCUCUUCCUCCCAAUCUUUCGUAGUUUUGAAUUGAUUGAGAGGUUCAAAUAAAAUAGAGAAGCAACAAAUUAAAGAGAGUAGCAAAAACCAUCCAAAAGAAGAAAGCAAAUGGAUAGAAAAAUAUAUGGAGCAAUUUUAUUUAUACAAGCCAUCUACACAGGCAUGUUCUUGCUUUCAAAAGUUGCGUUUGAUGUUGGUAUGAAUCCUUUUGUUUUUGUCUUCUAUAGACAAUCUGCUGCUACUGUCUUCUUAGCUCCCAUCGCCUUGUUCCUUGAAAGGAAAACUGCACCACCAAUCUCAUUCUUGAUCUGCCUCAAGAUUUUUAUGCUCUCUCUAUUUGGGGUUACAUUGAGCUUGAAUAUCUAUGGAGUGGCACUUAAAUACACUUCUGCAACUUUGGCUGCUGCUACUACUAACAGCCUUCCAGUUACUACUUUUAUCCUUGCAGUUUUACUCAGAAUGGAGACGGCGAAAAUGAGGACAAGGGCAGGGAUUGCAAAGGUUAUGGGCAUAGUGUUGUGUGCAGGAGGAGCUUUAACCAUUGCUUUCUUUAAGGGACCAACCUUGAAACUUCUGCUGCAUCACCAUCUAUUCAGCUAUAAGGGGGAAGUACAAAACACUGCUGCUUCUGGCAAUUCAUGGAUCAAGGGUGUCUUUCUUAUGUUGCUUGCUAAUGCAUUAUGGGCUACCUGGCUUGUUAUGCAGAACCGUAUCCUCAAGAGUUACCCUUCAAAGCUACUAUGUACAACUCUACAAUGCUUCAUGAGCACAAUUCAGGCAUUUGUUUUUGCAAUAGCUCUAGCUAGAGAUCCAUCUGAGUGGAGACUUGGAUGGAAUGUUAGACUGCUCUCUGUUGCCUAUUGUGGAAUAGUGGUGACUGGGGUUACAUUUUACUUACAAGCAUGGGUUGUUGAGAAGAAAGGGCCAGUUUAUUUGGCCAUGACUACACCCUUGGCCUUGAUCUUUACAAUUGCAUCUUCUGCUGUGCUUUUUGGAGAGAUCAUUAGUUUGGGAAGUAUUUUAGGAGGAAUAUUGCUUGUUGGUGGACUAUAUAGUGUACUAUGGGGAAAAUCAAGAGAACAUAAGAUUGCAGCUUCAAAUACUGGAGAUAUUGAGCAAGCAGAGAAUGGAUCAAGGAAAGAAGAAAUUGUGGAGAAACAAUCCUCAAUACCAAAUGCUAGAAUCCAACAACAUGCUUCUUAUCCAGCUUAAUUACUAAAUACAGGAUUCGGGGACGAAUAAAAUGCAUGUCCUCAGAUUCUAAUAAUUUAUCGUAUAUAAUUAGCAUAUAAUUGUAGAUUUAAGGUUAACUUAGAAUUUUCAUUGAGUUUCUAAUAAUUGUGAGAGCUAGCUAUUAAUGUGAUUAAUAAUAAAGGAGUGACGAAAGUCAAGAAAAUGUAACAACAUCCAUCGAGAUCUGGAAAUAAUGUGUUUAGGCAUUUUUUUUAUAAGAAACAUAAAAUAAAGUCAUCGUUUGACUUCUAUAUA
Messenger RNA from Nicotiana attenuata, 1517 nucleotides. Its product is annotated as WAT1-related protein At5g64700-like. The transcript has 7 exons. Lineage: Eukaryota; Viridiplantae; Streptophyta; Magnoliopsida; Solanales; Solanaceae. The coding region runs from base 138 to 1241 and encodes 367 amino acids. Gene Ontology annotation, cellular component: plasma membrane. Gene Ontology annotation, molecular function: transmembrane transporter activity. The record is from RefSeq and is a predicted model, not a curated record.